GGAGAAGCAGGCAGCAGUUGCUCUCUAAUUCACGUGGUGUAUGUGAUUAUCGUGUGAUUCCUCUUGACUGCCUAACGCACUGAAGAAUGGGGCGCAGAAUACCGAAGAGUCGCCGGCACAAAAAGCUGAAGUCUGUUGACCCCUUUCGGAAGGACGCUGGUGCGCCCAAGAAAGACGAUCCUCGUGCGAACAGACCUCCGAAAAGCUUGGAACAGGAAGUGCCACGUAAACUCCAAGUCCUGUUUGACGGCAUGAACGACGACGAGGAGCCUGCCGAAAAGCGGCGGAGAAAGCGCAAGGCAUCCAAGAACCUCAUCACGGUGCAGCGCUGCAAGAUGGAAUCCGAGCAGCGUGGCAUGACACGCCCGCUCAAGCCGUUGCCCGAGCGCCUCGAGCAGCAGCCAAACGAAAGUGACGACCAGUUCCUGAAGCGCCUGGAUCAUCUGGCGGGGAGGGCCUUCACCGAGGCUAAGAUCGAGAACAAGUUCAACGUGCGCAUCGACCACGACGAACAGGGCCAAACCGUCGUCAACCCCAAGGGCGGCGAAGCUCUAGACAAAAACUACGGGGCACGCAAGCGAGAGAAGCGCAAGUUAUGGGAGCAAAAGUUGAAGGAAAAGAAGCGACAAAAGUUGUCCUCCAGGCAACAGCAGAGUGACUUUGGCCACCUCAAAGAUCAAGUGGCCUUUGGCGAAGUCGUCCAUCACCCUCCUGACAUCACUGCCCAUGUCCGCAAGGCUGACAGUACCAAACUGUCAAAGCCUGGCAAGAAAGAGCUUCUUCUGACCAAGAUGCUGACGGGCGACUCUGGCGACAAGCCGGACCUGACGGUCAAGCGCAAAGAGCUACCGGAAGGAGACCGGAAGCGACUGGAGGCCGAGCGCCAGAGGGCCGUCUUCCUCUACCGCAAGAUGAAGGCUGAGGCAGCACUGAAGAGGGCUUCCGCAACAUGACCGACGUGAAAAAUGGGGGAUUCAGGUGGAAGGGACUGUACAGACUGAUGCAUUCCUCGACUCUUGAGGAUUGCGAUUUCUCAUGCACAUUUAUUGACAAUCGUGCCCUUCGUGAAGUACCGAAAAUUACUUCCCUUUUCUCUAUUGUUAGUUAUGAAGCAGAUCGCUGACAUUCUGGUUCACUUAAUGCAUAUUCUGCAAUGCCGUGGAAGUCACCGAGGAAUUUCAAUUGUCCGCAUAUGAAGUCUGUUUCACACUUGAAGAAAAUUUUGGAAUGCAUGGCACGCGGUGUGGCCAGUGCUGCAGACGCAUGCCGCCGUAGCAGAACACUAUGCCCCUAGCAAGACUGCAGUGUCUGCUGUUAGCACGAGCUGCUGCAGGCACACAACUGCAGCACUGGUCGCACCAUGAUGUUGUGACUUCCCCUAGGUGUGAAACAGACUGUACAUCUUUGUAUUACAUGGGAAGUCUUUAUUACUGUAAAUGCUUGCAGUUAGAUUUGUCGAUCCUGUCGCUCUGGCCCGGGGGUUUCGUAGCCUCUCAUCGGCUCUUGAGGCUGCGCAAUCACCCCGCAAAAGUAGUGGCGCACGGGUCAUUGUGCAAGCCAUAAUAUAUCAUCGCAAGUGCCUUCGCAGAGGCACCCAGGGUAGGUUUCCUUUCAAACUUAUCACUUUUUCAUCCUCCUCUUUAAACUUUCUCUUGCACAGAAGUGUCUGCCAAACGUAUUUGCCGCGACAUUCACAGGAAAUAGAAUAAAGGUAGAGGGCGCAAGCCAACUGUUUCUGUGUGGGAAAUGUGUGUAUGCUACUGAAUAUGUAAUAUCAAUACAACCGGUGACAGUUCCACAUUGUCCUCUGUCUGGUACAAUCCUCACAGGUUGGCUUUUGAUAAAUUAAGGCCUAGUAAUGCACACACUUUUGUAUCUACUCUCUCAAGUUUGUGUUGCAACAGCAUAAUUUCGACUCAAAUGCUUACGUCGGAGUGAACAUUAGCUUUAGUGGCCACAUUUGCAGUGACACGAUGCGGGUUACUUCAAGCAGUCUCGCAGACUAAUCCUUACAACAAACUUGAUUUUGCAUUUCAAAGCAUGAGCACUGUGCAUUACAGCCACUACUUGUCACAACUCUUGUAACAUCUCGAGUUGAUGCUCGCCUCUUCGAAAUGGCAGGCAGUGCCACACAUUAUCAUGCUGGGUUUUGUGCUGUAUGAACGCACUAGCAUAAGAACGCUAGUGCGUUCUUAUGUUAGUGCAUAAGAACUCGCGUAAUGAAUGCACUAGCAUAAGAAACACACCCCUAUCUUCAGUCGCUAAAAUUGUGAUUUUUUUUCUCCCACAUAAUAAAUGCACCCCCUACAUUCAUCCACUACAGUCCGCUAACCGACACCUGGCGCCUCCUUGCCGUUGGAUCUCUUCCGUUUAAUUAUUAUUAUGCCGACCCCCUUCGGCCACCUCAGAUCGCUCCCCCCUCCCUUGCCCGCUACUGUGUGGGUUUUCUAUCUGUGCGCGACACGUCCCUUGUCUUUUUAUUAUCUGUGCGCUACAGUGAGGCUCACAAAUGGUGCGAGUGUAGAGACAUCGCAGCUGACAAGCAUACAGCGAGUGAAGGUCACGAACCUGCUUGCGCUAACUCACUGUCGCUUUCUUAAAAUACGAUACUUUCAGGCCCAACCACAUGCAUGUGAUUUUCGAGCAAUGACAACAGGAUUUUCUGUCGCGAUAGGCCAUUUGUCGUUACUGCAUUGCAGGCUUCUGGAAAACCAGGAAAAGAUAUUGCUUGUUGCCCAGAAAAGAUUGUGACUAUUUCCGCGACAUGGUAGCACCCCCUAUUCUCGCUUUGGUCGCAAUUUGCUCUUCGUGCUUGUUAUCAGCACAUACUUCAUUUUCUACGGUAACUUCUCACAAGGGCAGCAAGACGGCAGCCAUAUUUUGUCAUCAAUCUUGUUAUCCAUAGCUUGUUAUGAUGCUUCAGUGGUAGCUUGCUGCAAUUUUGGUUACUUGCUACAAUGUCAACGUGGUCGUCACAGUUGUCGUGCAAGGUUGCCACGAAGUUGGCAAAGUGCAUCGUAGCGCACACUUUUUGUCCCCCCUCAAGAUCAUAGCAGAUACCACUGCUGCGGUUGAACGAUUGCGAGAAAAGAUAACUGCGAAACGCAUUUAUGGCGUGCGCGAUCGCACUGGGACAGUUUGCAGAAAAUAGUGCCAUCAACCACCGAAGAUAACUGAAGUGCAAUAAAGCAGCUGUUUCCGAACAGCGUACGUGUAUGUAAAUUGCAAAAGGCUAAGCAACCUAACAAUUUUUUUGCAUUAUCGCAUUUUUCACUCCUACCAAAAAUGUUUUCAUAAAAUUUGCCCUGCAUAAUAAACGCACCCCCAACUCUGC
Molecule: messenger RNA, 3334 nt
Organism: Rhipicephalus microplus (southern cattle tick)
Lineage: Eukaryota; Metazoa; Arthropoda; Arachnida; Ixodida; Ixodidae
Product: coiled-coil domain-containing protein 137
Cellular component (GO): nucleus
Source: RefSeq, a predicted model, not a curated record